Molecule: messenger RNA, 1374 nt
Organism: Solanum dulcamara
Lineage: Eukaryota; Viridiplantae; Streptophyta; Magnoliopsida; Solanales; Solanaceae
Exons: 1
Coding region: 190-1059 (289 amino acids)
Source: RefSeq, a predicted model, not a curated record
AAACAACUCCUUCAAGUAAGAAACUAAACUGUUUUUAGAAGAAAAGAACCUAACAAAAAACUUUCUUCUUCUUCUUCUUCCAUUUUCCUUUCUAAAAGAGCAAAGUAUAAUCCGAAAAAACAAACACUUAAAGAAACUCCCCUUUUCUUCUUUCUAUCAAUUCUUUUUGGGGAAUUUUUUUCAUCAAGAAUGAGAAAUAUAGCAAGUUGUUACAAUGAACAUGCUAUAAAAGUAACAAAUUCAUAUUGUUCAAAUCCAUCAAAUCAAGUACUAUAUCAUAUUCCUUCACUACAAAAUGUUGUUACUUGUAUUUACAAAGUCAAAAUUCCAAUAGAGAAGCAAUUCUUGGUCAAAAUUACAUGGUGUUGCUUAUUACAACAUGGAUUUUCAGUAAGCAUAAGUGAUAAAUUCACCAACAAUUUCAAGAAAAUAGUAACAAUAUUAGACAAGUCAAAAGGGUCGAAAACAAUUGAUUUCUUAUGUUCAAGAUUCGACGUUUGUUGGGAUCUCUCUAAGGCAACAUAUGAAGCUGGUCCUGAACCGAUCAACGCGUUUUUUGUGAAGGUUCUAGUGAAUUCUGAGGUGGGGUUGAUUCUUGGUGACAUGGGGCAUGAGUUUGAGCUAAAAAAAUUGAAUCUUGAUGAUAAAUUUUCAAGAUUUGUAUUGGUUUCAAGAAAUGAACAUUUUUCAGGAAGUUCUGUUUUGGUCACUAAAGGUAAGUUUUGUGACACUGGAAAAUGUCAUGACAUAUUGAUCAAGAAUUCAUCUGCAAUGUUGUUUGUAUCCAUCGAUAAGAAGAAUGUUAUAGAAGUGAAGAGAUUACAAUGGAAUUUUCGUGGAAAUCAGACGAUUUUCUUGGAUGGAUUGCUUGUGGAUUUUAUGUGGGAUGUUCAUGAUUGGUUGUUUAAUCCAAAAUCUGGAUGUGCAAUGUUUAUGUUUAGGACAAGGAGUGGAUUUGAUAGGAGGUUGUGGCUUGAUCAUGAGAAGAAUUUGGAGCAAAAAGAAGAAGAAAAAGUUGGAUUUUCUUUGUUGAUUUGUGCCACUAAGAAUCCUGAUUAAUUCAGAACCAAAAAAAGACUCAUCUUUUAGUUUUCAUUUUUAGUUUUUUUUUUUUUUUUUUUGGUUUAUCUUCUUGAUCUUCUUUCUUUUUUGUGGAAGAAGAUAAAGAAUGGUCUAUGUUGUUCACUUAGCUUGCUCGGACUUUUUAAAAAAUAUUGAUAGAUACAUGUCGAAUUUUUGAAGAGAGUAACUGACACAGAUGCAAAAACAUUUUAGAGAGUUCGAGCAAUAUAGGAAAUGGUCAUGGCUAAUAUAAUUUAUAAGGUGUUUGAUUAUGCAGAUUAUGGAAUUGUAAAUGAAAAUUUCACUUUUCAA